UUUAAGAGUUUCCCAAGCCCAUUUCCUCCGUUAUUUCGCUGCAGCCCCGUGAAGGAGGCAAGAUUCUCCCCAUUUGCCAGAUUUGACAGGAGAGAAGCCUGCCGUCCUGGGGCAGGGUUGGGGGGAGGUAAGUGAAGAAGCCAAGGUCACCCAGUCAUUGGCGGAACGCAGCCUCAACCCAGCCCUUCUGCGGGCCCGCUGGAGCCCGGCUAGGUGGGCUCCAGCUGCUGGCCCGAGCCCCUUCUUUUCUCGGCUGGCACUCGGGGGCGGGCUGGCCACAAUGACAGGCAGGUGAGACGCUGGACCUGAGGGAGCAGCGAUGGCAGUGUUUCUGGAGGCCAAGAAUGCCCAUUCGGUCCUGAAGCGGUUCCCUCGUGCCAAUGAAUUCCUGGAGGAGCUGCGCCAGGGCACCAUCGAGCGCGAGUGCAUGGAGGAGGUCUGCAGCUACGAAGAAGUCAAGGAGGUGUUCGAGGACAAAGAGAAAACGAUGGAGUUCUGGAAGGGGUACCCGAAUGCGGUCUACUCAGUCCGCGACCCUGCACAGAGUUCAGAUGCCAUGUACGUGGUGGUGCCCCUUCUAGGGGUGGCCUUGCUGAUUGUCAUUGCCUUGUUCAUCAUCUGGAGAUGCCAGCUGCAGAAAGCCACUCGUCAUCACCCCUCGUAUGCUCAGAACCGGUACCUAGCCAGUCGCGCCGGGCACAGCCUCCCCCGGGUCAUGGUGUACCGGGGCACUGUGCAUAGCCAGGGGGAGUCCUCUGGGCACCGCGAGACAGGGAGCAACCCGCAGGUGGUGCUAGGGCCCAGUCGAGGGGGCAGAACGAUGGUCCGUCUUGAGAGCACCCUCUACCUCCCUGAGCUGUCUCUCUCCAGGCUGUCCAGUGCCACUCCUCCCCCAUCCUAUGAGGAGGUGACUGCACCCCAGGAGAGCAGCAGUGAGGAGGCCAGUGUCUCCUAUAGUGACCCACCCCCAAAGUAUGAGGAGAUAGUGGCCACCAACCCUGGCUUGGACAAGUAGUAGGACUUCUGUCCUGUCCGGAUUGAAAGCCUCCUUCAGGGGUCUCCUAGUUUUUUUUUUUUUUUUAACUUUUUGAAGACUGUGCCAACACAAAACAGCCUUAGCCUCCUGUUGCCAAAUAAUUUCCUAACCCUGGAUUUGUAGGAAGUCGGUUGUCAGAGACAGGUUGGGGGGGGGGGGGCGUAGGGAACACGCAUGCGUCAAAGCCCCUGGGGAGAGCCAAAGGCUAGAGAGCCCAGCUCUUCCAGAAGCCCCCGUGCUCCCACCAUCCUGUCGUCCCUUCAGGAACUGGCUUCUCUUAUGCCAAAGGUAUUACCCCACUGAGCUGAUUGUGG
Molecule: messenger RNA, 1350 nt
Organism: Mustela erminea (ermine)
Lineage: Eukaryota; Metazoa; Chordata; Mammalia; Carnivora; Mustelidae
Gene: PRRG3
Product: proline rich and Gla domain 3
Exons: 4
Coding region: 320-1015 (231 amino acids)
Cellular component (GO): extracellular region
Molecular function (GO): calcium ion binding
Source: RefSeq, a predicted model, not a curated record